Messenger RNA from Microplitis demolitor, 4486 nucleotides. It is a transcript of the gene Ocrl, whose product is annotated as inositol polyphosphate 5-phosphatase OCRL. The transcript has 16 exons. The coding region runs from base 596 to 3196 and encodes 866 amino acids. Lineage: Eukaryota; Metazoa; Arthropoda; Insecta; Hymenoptera; Braconidae. Gene Ontology annotation, cellular component: membrane. Gene Ontology annotation, biological process: phosphatidylinositol dephosphorylation; signal transduction. The record is from RefSeq and is a predicted model, not a curated record. Gene Ontology annotation, molecular function: phosphatidylinositol-4,5-bisphosphate 5-phosphatase activity; inositol phosphate phosphatase activity.
AUUAUUAUUAUAUGUAUAUUUAACCAAAAAUAAUUAUAUCUAUGGAAAAUUCCACUGAGUUUAUAAACAAUGAAAAUAUUUUAUUAAUCACUUAGUGAAAAACUAUAAAUAAAAUAUAUAUAAUCACAUUAUCGAAUUAAAAUGAUUAAAAAAAAAGUGUGCAUAGAAAUUAAAUUAGUGAAGAUUUAAAUCACUUUUAUUUUACCCGCUAAUUAAAUAUUGUUGUGGCUCUUCAGUUUCUAUAAAUUAUUUAAUUAAAAACUAACUACACCGUUGGUUAAAAAAUAUAUUAUAUAGUUUUAUAAUUAAUUUAUUUGAUUAAAAACAAAAUCUUGCUUAACUUGAUAAAAUCUAAUGACGUUUGACUGCGAGCAAGACGUCAAAUAUUCAAAAAAUAAUCUAUUUUAUACUACUGAGAUUAAAAUGCUAUUGUUUAAUGUAGCAUGUAACCACACCUAGUCAAAUUAUUUUUAUUGUCCUAAGGGUAAAGAAAGUAAUAAAAACAACCAGACGAUAAUUAUACACUUAAAAGAGAUAUUUAUUUAUAUUUAUAAAAAGUUAAGUAUUAGUGCAUAAUUUUAAAAUAAUAAAAACAAUGGCUUCGCGUGAACAAAUAUCAAUCGUACAGUCAAAAUUUACCUCUGGUGAAACAGUGGUAAUUACAAUGGAAGCGUCAUUGAUGCAAGGAUGGGUUAAAGCAUCAAGACUUCUGGCUCUAGUCAACAAAGGUCCUACUCAUGGUUUAGUUAUUUUACUUACGUCCAGAAAUCCACCGCAAGUUUAUAGUGAUCUUACUAUUGAACGUGUGCUUCCAAUCGAUCAGGAAUUCAAAUGUGAUAUUGAUACUGGUAGCCAACAACAGGAUGGAUUGGAUGUUUUUUUAAAUGUAUCAUCAAGAAAACAGAGAUUAAUAUUUGAAUUAAAACCUGGAGUAGGAACCAGUGCAUUGGUUUCUGAAAUAUUUCGCGCUAUUGAAGUUUAUCAAAAAAAUAAAAGUUCGGCAGUUGAUUAUUUGUGGAUACAAAAAUUAACUGGUAGUACACGAAGUUUAAAUACCGGUGCUGGUGAUUUGCGCGAAAUGGCUGAUCCACUAGUAGAACUUGAGAGUCCAGACUUGGUUGUACCGAGAAGAAAUAUUGCCAGUGGGAAAACUCCGGUAGCAGCCAGAGAAUCUGUGGUACGUUAUCAGAUGGCAUGUAAAGAAGAUGAUUACACAUACACCGAAACUUUGAGAAUUUUCAUUGGCACGUGGAAUGUAAAUGGACAGUCACCAAAUGAUGUCGUCUUAGAUGAAUGGCUCAGCAAUGAUCAAGUACCGCCAGAUAUUUAUGCUAUUGGAUUUCAAGAGUUAGAUUUAAGUAAAGAAGCUUUUUUAUUCAAUGACACGCCACGUGAAGAAGAGUGGAGACAAAUUGUUACGAAAUCUCUUCAUCCUAAAGGUGUUUACAAACAAAUAGCAAUAGUACGUCUCGUUGGAAUGAUGCUGAUAAUAUUUGCUCAAGAAGCUCAAGUACCAUUUAUAAAAAGUAUUUCUGUUGAUACUGUCGGUACAGGAAUAAUGGGAAAACUGGGUAAUAAAGGUGGAGUAGCAGUUAGUUGCCUGAUUCACAAUACAUCAGUAUGUUUUGUAAAUGCACAUUUAGCGGCCCAUUGUGAAGAAUUUGAACGUCGGAAUCAAGAUUAUGCUGAUAUAUGCACUAGACUUUCGUUCUCAAAUCAUGUUCCGACAAAAAGUUUUAAAGAUCAUGAUCAAAUAUACUGGUUGGGAGAUUUAAAUUAUCGGAUAACUGAAAUGGAUGUUAUAACAGCCAAACAGUAUAUAACUAUUGGUAAUUACGGACCAGUAUUGGCGUUAGAUCAAUUAGGACAGCAGCGUAAAUUAGGAAAAGUAUUUCAAGGCUUCCAUGAAGCUGUUAUUAAAUUUAAGCCUACUUAUAAGUAUGAUCCUGGUACUGACAAUUGGGACUCGAGCGAAAAAGGUAGAGCGCCCGCAUGGUGUGAUCGCGUGCUUUGGAAAGGUGAUGCCAUCACAUCCAUUGAUUAUCGUAGUCAUCCAGACUUACGUAUAUCAGAUCAUAAACCAGUCAGUGCUAUUUUUGAUGCACAGAUACGUGUUAUUGACAUGACCAAGUAUCGUAAAAUUCACGAGGAAGUUAUGAAAAAAUUAGAUAAAUUAGAAAAUGAAUUUUUGCCACAAGUUAUGGUUGACACUACGGAAAUAAUAUUUGAUGUUUUAAAAUUUCUUGAACCGAGUAGCAAAGAACUUAUUAUUGCCAAUACUGGACAAGUCCCAGUACAGUUUGAAUUUAUUAAAAAAUUAGACGAUACCAAUUAUUGUAAAGAUUGGUUACAUAUAGAGCCUUAUACUGGAUUUAUAAAACCAGGUGAAAAAUGUGAUAUAAAAUUAGAAGUUUACGUUGACAAAAAGUCAGCAUGUAAACUUAAUUCUGGUGAAGAUAAACUUUAUGAUAUUUUAGUUUUACAUCUUGAAGGUGGUAAAGAUAUAUUUAUCACAGUAACAGGUGUUUAUGAAAGAAGUUGUUUUGGUUCUUCAAUGGAAGCUUUGGUACAUAUACCAGUACCUAUUAGAGAAAUUCCAAUUGGCCGUAUAAUGGAAUUGGAAAAUAAUAAAAAUCCCACACCAGAGCCGUAUCCAGUACCGAAAGAAGUCUGGCUACUCGUUGAUAGACUGUAUCGACAUGGUAUUAAAAUAGCCGGAUUAUUUGAAACUCCAGGAUUACACAGUGAAAUAGUUGCUAUAAGAGAUUGGUUGGAUAUGGGAAGUCAAGAUCCUAUGCCUGGCAGUGUUCACUCUGCAGCAGAAUCUUUAUUGUUGCUUUUAGAAUCAACAGCUGAGCCUUUAGUGCCGUACAAUUUACACAGCGUUUGCUUAUCAGCAGCUACAAAUUAUCUCCAAUGCAAACAAUUGGUUAUGCAGUUACCCGAAAUAAGAAGAACUGUAUUUCUUUAUAUUUCGGCAUUUCUACAAGAGCUUUUAAACCAUUCUCAGGACAAUGGACUAGAUGCUAAAACUCUUGCCACAUUAUUCGGGUCAAUAUUUUUACGUGAUCCGCCACGCAGCAGAGAAGAUCGUAGUCAAAGAAAUCGCAUUACACAGGCAACAUUUGAUCGUAAAAAAGCGGCAUUCGUUUAUCAAUUUUUGGUAAAUGAUCAGAGUGAUUUUCUCGGACGAUAAAAUAUUAUCCGGUUAUUUUAUAAGAUAAUUGAAUUUUUAUAUAAAAUAUCACAAUAUUUCUCUUAGUAAUUAAGUAUUCAAUUUAUUAGUGCCACUGUUUAAAAACUAAUCACGUUUUUAAACGAAAAUAAUAAUUAACGCUUACAAUCAUGUGGACUUUUUUUAUUAAAGUAUGUAAUUUAAAAUUUAUACCUCAUAAAUGCAUAAUUAUUAUAUAUUCAAGUAUUCAUUAAUUAACUACUCAUAUUUAUAUAUAGCUUUGCAAUAAUACAUUUGUCAAUAUUAUUAUUAGCAUAACUAAUUAUUUAAAAUUUUAUUUUCUGUUUAGUUUAAAAUAGCAUAUAAAAUUUUAUAAUACUAAAAUAGAAUCUCAUAUAAGUAGUGAAACGUUAAUCAUUUAAGUAAUUGAUUAAUAAUUAGCUAAGCAAUUUAUUGUAAUAAAUUACCAGAUUAUGUUUAAUAUAAAAUCCUUAAGAAUGUCUAUAAAAUUUAUAAUAUUUUUAUAAUUUUAUACGGAAGAAGAGUGUAUUGCAAUUUAAAUAAUCUUGCAAGUACAUUAUUUGUUUAAUUAGUAUUUUUGGCAAUGCCAUUAUCAAUGAGAUUUAACAGUACAAUUACCACGUAUAUAAAUUUCACUUAUUAAUUUUUAUUUUGUGUGUAUUGGAGUGGAGUGUAAAUAUUUUUUUUUUAUUUUUCACUGUUUUAUUAGAAUAAAGUUUUAAGGCAGGUUUUUGCUCAGAAAAUUUUCAAAUUUUCCAGUAACAAGUCACAUUUGUUAAUUAUUUACUCGCUGAAAAUAUUUAUUGUCAGUACAGACAUUUAUAAUAAAAAAAAAUUUUUGAUUCCACUCUCGUGUGUAUAUUAUUUUAAAAAUUUAAUCACUUCAAUGCAACUUUGUAUUACUUUUGUAAUUAUUUAAGUUAAACUUUACCACGUAAAAAAUUUAUUAUAAAAAUAUACAUUGCUUUUAGAAUGUUAGAUGCAAUUUAAUCUGUUAAUUUGAUAGUUGAUUGUGCCAAUUAAAUAUAAAAAUGGCUUAAAAAGUGAAAAAAAAACUGAAUUUUAUUAGCAUAUUGGUAAAUAUAAACAAAUACGAUUAAAUUGCAUGUUACUUGACAUAUAAAAUUGUUAAUACGUCCACUUUGUUAUUUAUUAUUAUAUGUAAACUAAAUGCCUUCGUAUUUAUUUGUGUAUUUAUUAUUAAAUAUUAUUAUAGUACGCAAAUUAAUUUUAGCUAGAAAUUAAUUACAACUUAAUAAUUAAAAUAAAAAAUAAAAUAACUUGAUUAUG